AUGGAGCAUUCAAACAGUCGGGAGUCGAGCGAGCCACUCGUCGAUCCUGCUCACCCUUUCAAGGGCGUCGUCGUAUGCUGCACGAGUAUUCCCCCAGAUCAGCGAACAGAGAUAGCCAAAAAGACUGAAGAACUCGGCGGCGUUCACAAGUACGACCUCACACCCGACGUGACCCAUCUUAUUGUUGGAGACUAUGACACCCCAAAGUACCGCCAUGUCGCUAAAGAACGGACCGAUAUCAAGGCAAUGGAUGCCACUUGGAUUGAUGCGCUGGGACAGCUAUGGAUGGCAGAUGCCGAUAUCGACUUUCCGGCUCUUGAACGAGAGCACCAGCUGAAGCCGCUCGAGACCUGUGGCGAGGUCCCCGAUGCAACCAACCCAGCACAAACGAAAAGAGGAAGCUUGCUGCUAUGCAUGACCGGGUUCGACGAUCCCGAUCAGCGCAACUUGAUCAUUAGCCGAAUACAGGCCAACGGUGGCACUUACACGGGCGACCUGACGAAACGAGUAUCACAUUUGAUUGUUCACAAGCCGGAGGGAAAGAAGUACAAAGCCGCCCGUAACUGGGGUAUCCGCACUGUAUCUCUGGCGUGGCUUGACCAAACAAUCGAGCGCGGCAUGGUCCUUGACGAGCAGUGCUUCGAUCCAGUUCUUCCCCCCGAAGAACAGGGCCAGGGUGCAUGGAACAGAGCCAGCUCGAGGCGAGUGUCCCUUGGCAAGCGGUCGAGGUCCGGCGCCGGCGAGGGUGGCCAAAGGAAGUUGAGGAAGACUGCAAGCAUGAAACUCAGCAGUCAGCGAGAUACACUAUGGGGAGAUAUCCUGGGCAGCAAGCCAACUGCAGAAUCCUCUGUGCCUGAUAGGAGCGAGAGAAUCGAGGUGCGAGAUUCUGGGAUCCACGAUGCAAUGGUCCAGCCUGCCCCCGAAGCAGGCAUAUUUUCAGGCUGCUACUUCUUCAUGGCUGGGUUCGAAUCAUGGAAGUCCAAGAUUUUGGCCGAGACGAUAGGUUCACUGGGAGGAAGGACAUUCGACACUUUUGGGGAGGUGGUCACAGAGGCGGCUGUAGCAAGGUCGGCUCACAGGUUCCUAAUCGUUCCUCAGGAAUCACAACCCUCAACUCAUUUCCAGGUGCCCCCGGCCCACCUUGAUCAGAUCCAGAUCGUGACCGAGUUCUUCGUUGAGCGGUGCCUACACAACAAGGCCCUCUGCGACCCGAACAGUCACGUUCUGGGCCGUCCGUUCCCCAUGUUCCCUAUAAGAGGCUUUGAGAACCUGUACAUAUGCACAGCGGGCUUCACCGGCGUCGAUCUUCUUCACGUAGAGAAGGCCAUCAGGCAAAUUGGUGCCAAGUAUGCGGCCAGGCUCAACGAGGUCACCUCAGUCUUGGUGUGCAAGUCUCUCGCGGGGACACGCAAAGAAAAACUCAAGUUUGCUUAUGACAACGACAUCCCCAUCGUCAGCUCAGAUUGGCUCUGGGAUAGUAUAACAACUGGCUACAACGCACCUGUAAAGGCCUUCAUGUUUCCCGAACUGCAGCAAGACCAUCGUCUCGAGCCAAAGCCAAGAGCAAGAGGGCAGCAUAAGGAGGAAACAAAACAAGCAAUCCAGCGAACGCGCUCCGAGCCUAUUCCUCACAUGCCGAAGAAGCCGGCAUCCAGGCAUCCCUCGGUUACAGCAAUUGAUCCGACGGCUUUCCAAGACGGCAACCGGCCAAAGUCAACAGCUGUCAAGUACACAAACACGAAGGAAGACUCGGCAGCUUCUUUUCAAUUCCAGACGGCCAAAACUCAUCAGAUGGACAGUUUUGGUGGCGGCACAGUCGCUGCGCAACCUUCCGAAAAGGCCUCCGAUGCGCUGAACAAGUCGCAUAUUACAGAGCUAACAGCGAAGCCCCUGUUAGCCAGGACAACGAGCGUGGCUGACAGCAUGGACGCGACUCCUAUUUCGGGGGUAGAAGCACGAUAUGCUACUGAAGAAGAAUCUCAGGCUGCCGAAGUCGCCGAUGAAGUAUCAACGAGAACCGAACCCGAUGCUCCAACAGCGCUUGAAAGUGGAGCCCAUGAGGAGAAUGAAGAACUUGGUCGCCCUGCAGAGGAGACAAAGGAGCAUCCGCAGGAGUCGAGGGACGACAAUGAAACUCAGCAGGGAGAAAGCCUUGGGUGGCAAGAGACAUCUACAGAAGACCGCCCUCAAAGCAGGAAAGCCAAUCAAGAGAUGGCAGCAGAGGACGAUCAAGACGCUCGACUCAAAGCUCAACGGGAGGCACAAAAGAAGGCAGAGAGGGAAGACCUAUCCUCGAGACUCACCAAUCUCAUCGAGUCAAAGGGGUCGGGGACAGGUGCGGAGACUUUACAUGACGAUGAGCAACAACAACAGCAGCACCAGCAGCAACAGCAGCAACGUCGUCCCAGGAAACGUAUCUUUGGUAGGGCGAUCAGCAACGCCUCAGCAGCAUCUAGUGGCAGCGCCGAGUCGCGCAUGGAUGCCCUGGGCAGACCAGCGGAGGACCAGGAGCAGCAGGAACAAGAACCAGCGUCGACGCAGAUCCAAUACCAGGACCCCGGGGCCCAGCAGCACCGCGCCAAGAUCAUGAGCAGGAUGCUCGGCGAGGAUGUCAAGGCGCCCGCCAUGAGCCAGGGACCCAAGACCAAAAUCGGCGGCUUCGAGUUUGACGGCGAGGCGAGCAGGUUACCUCGUCGACAGACGCGAAGGAAUUUCUAA
This is a messenger RNA of Colletotrichum truncatum, 2718 nucleotides long. Its product is annotated as brct domain-containing protein. The record is from RefSeq and is a predicted model, not a curated record. NCBI's taxonomy places the organism in Eukaryota, Fungi, Ascomycota, Sordariomycetes, Glomerellales, Glomerellaceae. Gene Ontology annotation, biological process: mitotic DNA replication checkpoint signaling; DNA replication initiation; mitotic G2 DNA damage checkpoint signaling.